CACGUCCGCUGCGACCGUAUCGAAACAUUAUAUAAAAGCGUUCAUCCUCGCUGUACAGGGAAAUGAUUAUCCAAAAACCUUCAACCGAAGCGGAAUAAGAUGGUCUCUUUCAAUUCUUGUCUCAGGGCCUUGGCCCUGGGGUCCACUGUUUUCGCCGUCCAGCCUAUCCUCAGGCAGGAGGCAAGUCUGGAUACCUGGUUGAGCACAGAGGCAGAUGUAUCGCGACAGGCAAUUUUGAAUAACAUCGGCGCAGAUGGCGAGUGGGCGAAGGGCGCAAGCUCGGGCGUAGUGAUCGCGAGUCCGAGCAAAAGUGAUCCAGAUUACUUCUAUACCUGGACUCGCGACUCGGGACUCGUCAUGAAGACGCUCGUGGACCUUUUCAGAGGCGGAGAUGCAAACCUUCUCCCUACAAUCGAAGAGUACAUUAGCUCUCAGGCUCGGAUCCAAGGUGUCUCGAAUCCUUCUGGCGGCCUCUCUAGCGGAGGUCUGGGCGAGCCCAAGCUGAAUGCCGAUGAGUCGGCCUUCACAGGAGCAUGGGGUCGGCCUCAGCGCGAUGGGCCAGCAUUGCGAGCGACUGCUAUGAUUGCGUUUGGCGAAUGGCUAAUUGAAAAUGGACACACCGACAUAGCUACGGAUUCGGUCUGGCCUGUUGUCCGGAAUGACCUGUCUUACGUGGCUCAAUAUUGGAACCAGUCUGGGUUUGAUCUCUGGGAAGAAGUCCAAGGCUCAUCAUUUUUUACCGUCGCAGUCUCUCAUCGCGCUCUAGUGGAAGGCAGUACUUUUGCAAAGAGCGUAGGGUCAUCGUGUCCUUACUGCGACUCGCAAGCACCCCAGGUUCGGUGCUAUCUACAAUCCUUCUGGUCUGGUAGCUACAUCCUGGCUAAUUUUGGUGGUGGGCGAUCGGGAAAAGACAUCAACACAGUUCUAGGCAGUAUCCACACGUUUGAUCCCAAGGCUGGGUGUGAUGAUACUACCUUCCAGCCUUGCUCGGCCAGAGCCUUAGCCAAUCAUAAGAUGGUAACGGACUCAUUCCGAUCGAUCUAUGCCAUCAACUCCGGUCGCGCUCAGAACCAAGCGGUUGCUGUUGGUCGCUACCCGGAGGAUAGCUAUUACAAUGGCAAUCCCUGGUUCCUGACGACCCUUGCUGCUGCGGAACAGUUGUAUGACGCCUUGUACCAGUGGGAUAAACUCGGGUCGUUGACCAUCACGGACGUUUCGUUGUCGUUCUUCAAAGCUCUAUACAAUCCCGCCGCGACAGGAACAUACGCAUCGUCCACCACGGUGUACAAAGACAUCGUCGCAGUCGUUAAAACGUACGCCGACGGAUAUAUGCAGAUCGUUCAAAAAUAUGCCGCACCGAACGGCUCAAUGGCGGAACAAUAUACUAAAGCGGACGGAACACAGACCUCCGCUCGAGACCUGACUUGGUCAUACGCUGCACUUUUAACCGCCCAUAACCGGAGAAAUGCUGUCGUCCCUGCGCCUUGGGGUCAGUCCGCUGCCACAAGCAUUCCAUCGGCUUGCUCCCCGACCUCGGCCUCUGGGACCUACAGCAGCGUCGUCAUCACAUCAUGGCCGACUAUUAGUGGGUAUCCUGGUGCCCCAGACACUCCCUGUCAGAAGCCAACGACUGUAUCGGUCACCUUUGAAGUGAAGGCGACGACGGUCUACGGUGAGAAUGUCAAGAUCGUCGGAUCAGUCUCCCAGCUUGGGAGCUGGAAUCCCAAUAAUGCAAUCGCACUCAGCGCAGACCGAUACACGACCAAUAAUCCGUUGUGGACGGGAACUGUUAACUUACCUGCAGGGCAGUCAUUCGAGUAUAAGUUUAUUCGCGUUCAGAAUGGGGCAGUUACGUGGGAGAGUGAUCCGAAUAGGAAGUACACCGUUCCUUCGGCCUGCGGAGUGAAAAGUGCUGUGGAGAGCGACGUUUGGCGGUGAUGAUGAUAAUAAUGAUAAUACAUAGGAUCUUAUCAAGGAGACUGGCAUGAUGAGCGUUUGUGACGAGGCACUUCACCACAGGUAAAAUCGGUUGUAUCCUCCGUUGAGUUCCUAAGUCAGUGAUAUCAAGGACCACCUACUUGCCAUUUGAUGGAGGUGAGAUGUUCUUCAUAUUAGGCAAGCUAUACUGCAUUUUUACCACGUUCUGUGAGCUACAUAGCCCUGUUCUCAACAAUGUAUGCUGGUGUCGAAGGGGUGGUGUCUUGGAUCUAUACUGUGAUAACUUUGGCUGGCUACGCCGAUAGGUAGUCUUUAU
Messenger RNA from Aspergillus alliaceus, 2254 nucleotides. RefSeq names its product putative glucan 1,4-alpha-glucosidase. Bases 100 to 1938 code for a protein of 612 amino acids. The record is from RefSeq and is a predicted model, not a curated record. Gene Ontology annotation, molecular function: glucan 1,4-alpha-glucosidase activity; starch binding. Lineage: Eukaryota; Fungi; Ascomycota; Eurotiomycetes; Eurotiales; Aspergillaceae. Gene Ontology annotation, biological process: polysaccharide catabolic process. The transcript is spliced from 5 exons. Gene Ontology annotation, cellular component: fungal-type vacuole.